AUGUCGGCACAUGCAGGGAGGAGGAUACACAAAAGCUACAAAAAGACUAUGCUUUGUGGAUUAAUGUUAUUUGUGUUGCUGUGGAUUUCCUUCUUUGUUUACGCUGUGGUAUGGAAACCGCAAUGGUUGCUGGAGGGACGAGCAGUACCGACUCGCCAACCAUUCUCAUGGCAGGUAGCAGAAGCUAAAAACAGCCAGCGUAUCCAUGUGACACUGAACGAGAUUAGCGCAGCCGGAUAUGACAUAGUCUUGCCAGUGUCGCAGGUCCAUAUGGCGGCCAUGUUGAAAUAUCCCACGGAUAUGAAGUUCAUGGAUAAAGUAUUAGUGCUGACCCCGGUUCACAACGCCGCAGAUCAUCUGGAACAUUUUUCGGAGAUUCUUAUGACGUUAACUUAUCCUCGACCGCUUUUGUCAUUGGCCCUGGGAGAAGACAGUAGUACAGAUGAGACUAUGCCAGCCGCAGUGGCCAUUCAUGAGAAAUUGUCACAGCGCUUCCGGCGUGUGAGUAUCAUUAGGUUAAAUUUAUCCGGACAGUUACACGGAAACGUCCGGACGAAACAUGAUGAGGGCGUGCAGUACAGUCGCCGGACUCACCUCGCUAGGGCUAGGAAUAUGCUGUUAAAAUCUGCUCUUAGUGACGAGAAAUGGGUGUUGUGGAUUGAUAGCGACGUCAAAGUCAUCCCGUCAAAUCUGGUCGAGCAGCUCCUAUCGGCCGAGAAAGAUGUCGUCGUACCGCUAUGCGUCCGCAACGACCCGUACCAUCACAUCAAAAAAGUGUACGAUAAAAACACGUGGAGAGAAACAGAAACAUCGCUGAGGCAGCAACGUGAAUCACCCGCUGAUAAGCUGUUUUUAGAAGGUUACGGACCUUCGAACAGAAUCUACCUAAACUCGCUUAGACCGGAAGGUAGGGUUGUCCCGCUAGAUGGCGUCGGAGCGUGCAGCUUGCUCGUGCGCGCUGACUGCCAUCGUGAGGGACUAAUAUUCCCUGACUUCAUCUACGAUCAUCACGUAGAAACGGAAGGACUGGCUAAAAUGGCCAGAGAUAAAGGAUACGGAGUGUUUGGAAUGCCUUUUGUAGAAGUUGUACAUGUAUGAACAGUUUAGUUUUCAAUUUUAGCAUUGGCAGCUCACAUAAAGAAACUCCUUGUAUUGGGUUUAUAUUCCGCAUGUGUGUUGAUCCGACCGAAACAAAACAAUAUGAUGUAUAAUUUUAAGGCCAGGACUAGGCAUUUUAGUAUAGGCUACAUUCUUCGUUUAUUCCAAUUCGCUUGGCAUGUUUCAAGCGCAUUCUGAUCGGCUAAUUAAUUUAGUUAGGCAGCGUGAGGAAAGGAUAAACCCAGAGUUCUUUGUCCUCAUAACAAGUAAAGAAAGAUUUCGCCAACAUUACGAACAGAAGAACCUAGGUCAGCUCUGUAUUCUUGUCAAAACCUAAGUCCAAGUAAGUUUCACUCUCGACAAGCGACGGUUACAAAUGUGCACACCCAUAAUGACAUGCGUAUCACUGGUACACAAGUCCUGUAAUACUGAUACACAUGUCAUUGUGGACGUGUUCCACAUUUUGUGUAGGCAUACUGCUAGUACACGCAAUGUGGAUGUGUAUAUUUUAUAUUGUAUAAAAAUAUGUGUAUAUUUUUGUCACAAUUCGGUGUACCACUCGUACACAGUAGAUUUUAGAGUGCACUCCAACGUUAUGUAACGGACAUAAUUGUCCCUCAUUUCAAGUUGCCAAGAUAUUAUAGAUAGAUCUUUAAUACGUUAGGUCAAUUGGUCCGUCAUCUUAUACAUAUUAUAGCAAAGAAUAAAAUAACAUGGCGAACAAUAGGCGACAAAGGGGGAAACAAUCAAAUGAAAGUAGUGUCUCUCAGUUUCAUGUAAAUCCCCCCUAGCAGGACUUCUUUACCUAGAAAUGCAAGUUUGAACAAACUGGUCAUGUAAUCGUUUUACAGUAGAGAGGAAGUUUUUUCAUUGCGUACUAUUUGCGCCUUCCAGGCAUGGCCGAGGUGAAACAACUGUUUCACAUUAGAUACCCAGUUUGCUUUGUUGGAUAAAAUGCAAUUAUCAUAUAAUAUAUAAUAUACCAUUUUCACAAAUUUCUUGUUUUUAGCGUUUACAAUGUU
Liolophura sinensis is the source of this 2120-nucleotide messenger RNA. RefSeq lists its product as uncharacterized. NCBI's taxonomy places the organism in Eukaryota, Metazoa, Mollusca, Polyplacophora, Chitonida, Chitonidae. Gene Ontology annotation, biological process: protein N-linked glycosylation; cell wall mannoprotein biosynthetic process. The coding region runs from base 1 to 1098 and encodes 365 amino acids. Gene Ontology annotation, molecular function: alpha-1,6-mannosyltransferase activity. Gene Ontology annotation, cellular component: mannan polymerase complex. The transcript has a single exon. The record is from RefSeq and is a predicted model, not a curated record.